AGCAAAGUUUACACCAAGUAGGGGAGCAGGUGCCUUAAAGUCUGGCUUUGCCCCCAAAAGGUCAGGUGCCAGGACAAAAAUCCACCUGAAGUGAACCAGGAAAGUGAAGCGAACCAGGAAACCAUGUUGCUAAAGCAAACAGAGGGUGCGGGCUCCCAGCAGGCGACUACCAGCACAGAGCAGACAGACUCCUGUUCCUAGGCCGUGCAAGCAGGACGUAUCGCAGAUGCGCUGAGAUGGGCUGGCAAGGUUCAUGGGGGCUGGGUUUGCUCCUGGGCUUUCUGCUGCACUCGAGGUGGCUCCUGCAAGCGAACUCUGCUGCUUCUCCAGCGACGGAGGUGAUAGGAAACCCUGCCACCACCACCCCACCCCCGACAACUGCUGUGGGUACCAGGCCCUCCACUGCCCAAAGUCCAGCGAUGCCAGGCACCACCUCUGCAGCGCACUCCCCCGCCGAGCCAGCUGGAAUCACAGGUACAGCCACUGCUGCAGAGACAGCCGUGUUUCUAACUCUGCUUGUGACCAACAGCCCAGCUGAGACACAGCAAACAGUGGUGGCCGACAGUCCCACUGAUGUGUCGAGUACUGCAACAAGCGAGAGCACAGCCCCAGCUCCUCGCACCACGGCAGCAGAACGGGGAACUUCAGCGAGCACCGUGGCAGAGACACUCGUCACCAGCACAACAGCUAAUACCACAACCGCCGUCAGCACCGCUGCAGCAACAGAGGUUCCGCGAACAGUCCGUGCUACCACCGUCCCAGCUGGAAACACGACGGCUACGUUCCCAGCUGCACCGAGCACUCCAGCAACUCAGAACUUCAGUGCAGCUCCAACAGCUGUAUCUGGGUCGAUGGCAGCAGGGACAAACACAACCGCACAAGAUACCCCCUCAGCGGCUCUAACUACACCUAGAGUACAAUCCACACCAAAUGCAACCCCAGCUUUACUGGACACCAGCUCGGCAGCAGAGACCACCAGAGCCACUCCUGACAUCACCCCACCCCUAGGAACCACAAAGACAGUGACCUCGACCACAGCAAGCCAGGAUGUCCCCACGCCAGCUGACACGACACCCAUGGCAACUCUGACCAGCGCAGGAGAAACCACCGCAGCAGCUCCAACAACCACCGCACACCUGGAGACUACUGCAGGAAGAGAGACACUCACAACAGCCUCUGUUGUCGCCAUGCCAAACACAACCACAACUCAAGGGGAUGUCCCCACAGCAACAGAAACCAUCCCUUCAGUGCUUGUCACCCUCACCACACCGAGCGUGACUACCACGGCUGUUCAGACCACCACACCAACGUCUGUCACCACGUCCCCGACGGAAACAGCAUCCACAGUGGGCUCCAGCACAGAAGCCACCCUGGCGUCCGACAGUCCCGCUGAUGUGUCGAGUACUGCAACAAGCGAGAGCACAGCCCCAGCUCCUCGCACCACGGCAGCAGAACGGGGAACUUCAGCGAGCACCGUGGCAGAGACACUCGUCACCAGCACAACAGCAAAUACCACAACCGCCGUCAGCACCGCUGCAGCAACAGAGGUUCCGCGAACAGUCCGUGCUACCACCGUCCCAGCUGGAAACACGACGGCUACGUUCCCAGCUGCACCGAGCACUCCAGCAACUCAGAACUUCAGUGCAGCUCCAACAGCUGUAUCUAGGUCGAUGGCAGCAGGGACAAACACAACCGCACAAGAUACCCGCUCACCGGCUCUAACUACACCUAUAGUACAAUCCAUACCAAAUACAACCCCAGCUUUACUGGACACCAGCUCGGCAGCAGAGACCACCAGAGCCACCCCAGAUAUCACCCCACCCCUAGGAACCACAAAGACAGUGACCUCGACCACAGCAAGCCAGGAUGUCCCCACGCCAGCUGACACGACACCCAUGGCAACUCUGACCAGCGCAGGAGAAACCACCGCAGCAGCUCCAACAACCACCGCACACCUGGAGACUACUGCAGGAAGAGAGACUUUCACAACAGCCUCUGUUGUCGCCAUGCCAAACACAACCACAACUCAAGGGGAUGUCCCCACAGCGACAGAACCCAUCCCUUCAGUGCUUGUCACCCUCACCACACCGAGCGUGACUACCACGGCUGUUCAGACCACCGCACCAACGUCUGUCACCACGUCCCCGACGGAAACAGCAUCCACAGUGGGCUCCAGCACAGAAGCCACCCUGGCGUCCGACAGUCCCGCUGAUGUGUCGAGUACUGCAACAAGCGAGAGCACAGCCCCAGCUCCUCGCACCACGGCAGCAGAACGGGGAACUUCAGCGAGCACCAUGGCAGAGACACUCGUCACCAGCACAACAGCUAAUACCACAACCGCCGUCAGCACCACUGCAGCAACAGAGGUUCCACGAACAGUCCGUGCUACCACCCUCCCAGCUGGAAACACGACGGCUACGUUCCCAGCUGCAGCGAGCACUCCAGCAACUCAGAACUUCAGUGCAGCUCCAACAGCUGUAUCUGGGUCUAUGGCAGCAGGGACAAACACAACCGCACCGGAUACCCCCUCAGCGGCUCUGACUACACCUAUAGUGCAAUCCACACCAAAUGCAACCUCAGCUUUACUGGACACCAGCUCGGCAGCAGAGACCACCAGAGCCACUCCUGACAUCACCCCACCCCUAGGAACCACAAAGACAGUGACCUCGACCACAGCAAGCCAGGAUGUCCCCACGCCAGCUGACACGACACCCAUGGCAACUCUGACCAGCGCAGGAGAAACCACCGCAGCAGCUCCAACAACCGUCGCACACCUGGAGACUACUGCAGGAAGAGAGACACUCACAACAGCCUCUGUUGUCGCCAUGCCAAACAGAACCACAACUCAAGGGGAUGUCCCCACAGCGACAGAACCCAGCCCUUCAGUGCUUGUCACCCUCACCACACCGAGCGUGACUACCACGGCUGUUCAGACCACCGCACCAACGUCUGUCACCACGUCCCCGACGGAAACAGCAUCCACAGUGGGCUCCAGCACAGAAGCCACCCCGGCGUCCGACAGCCCCGCUGAUGUGUCGAGUACUGCAACAAGCGAGAGCACAGCGCCAGCUCCUCGCAGCACGGCAGCAGAAAGGGGAACUUCAGCGAGCACCGUGGCAGAGACACUCGUCACCAGCACAACAGCUAAUACCACAACCGCCUUCAGCACCGCUGCAGCAACAGAGGUUCCGCGAACAGUCCGUGCUACCACCGUCCCAGCUGGAAACACGACGGCUACGUUCCCAGCUGCACCGAGCACUCCAGCAACUCAGAACUUCAGUGCAGCUCCAACCACGGGAUCUGCUGCUAACCCUAACUCCACUGCCCUGCCCUGGGUCCCAGAUGUCCCGAUGGAAAAGCAGACGACAGCGCUACCCACCUGCCAUCCUCCAGCUGCCAACCCAACUGAUGCUCGCCUCUUCCUGUCGCUGGGACUGACCACUCACCUGAACCUCAGCGAGCCCCAGGUCAGGGCUAUGGUUUUGUCCAAGCUUGAGCAAGAGCUAAAAAUGAAGUUCCCAUGCACCGGGUUCACCGUCCUCUGGAAAGGAGAGGGCGGAAAGUGAGCAGCGAUUCUGCUGGCCCCCAAGGAACCGACGGCUUCAUGUCUGGGUGCCACGGUGAGCGGGACAAGGGCCACGACACGAAAGGGGACCACGCGGCUGCUGCUACCUGUGCUCAUCGACUCCGGAGUGGAAACCCCACCUGGAGGAUACAGCUUUAACCCCAGAGAAGAAAUCUCUCUUCUGCGUGCCGAGACCUCAGGCUUUCUUUUGCCAUAACCCUCCUGGACUCUGUUUCUCAAAGGCCAGACCCCCAUGGCGAUUCCAUAGACAGUAAGAAUUCAGAAAAGAGGUGAAUGCCCUUUAAAGGUCCCAGUGAAGAUGAAAAAUGUCAGGUCUGGAGAUUUCCCCUCUUCCUGUAUGAAAGGAGCCGAUGCUUUGAAUUGCAAGCUCUUGGGACUGUCUCUUACUAUAUAUCCGUACAUCCUAGCACCAUAUCUCAGUCACAGCCACGAGGCCUCGCUGUCAGAUAAUCAAUAGUAUUGGGAUCUUGGGGGGGACCAGCAAGUGGAGGCUCUGACUCCCGCUGUAUUACUGCUGUCCAGGUGCAGGCGAAUCCUGCCUGCCCAGUAUAAAAGGGGUUGUUUUUCCCAAUUCUGCAGGAUCCUUCACUGGAUUUUUCCAGUUCCAGCUGAGCUGUUUGUCCCUUUCCGGGAGGCAAAUGAAACUAGUAAUUCAUUAACUGGUUAAUCAGCCAGGUAAAGUCACACUAAAAUAAUGUUUAGUUAGAGCAAUCUUUUAAACACUCCCCUUGUUUUAAAAACUCCAGAAAACCAGACUUUUGGGAGUUUCAAGACCAAAUCAAAUAAUAAUUUUGGUUUUUAUUUAAUCCCUGGCCUAGCACUGGAUUCAGACUCGAGAUAGGGUGUAAUGUUUUUUAACUGUGAGAGUAAUUAACCACUGGAACGAUUUACCCAGGAUCGCGGUGGAGUCUCCAUCACUGGCAAUUUUUAAAUCACAAUUGGACGUUUCUCUAAAAUAUCGGCUCCCAGAAUUCUCUGCGGGACAUUCUAUGGUUUGUGUUACGCAGGAGGUCGGACGAGCUGGGUUCCUCUUCCAACCUCCAAGCCCAGGGAGCAAAGCUGCUGGUUCUGAUUCUCUCCCACAUCAUGCUGCAUAUAGAAAACACAGAAGACCCCCUUAUGUAAACUGAGGCAGAACCUGUGUUCCCAGCCCGGAGCCUGGCUAGUGCCCUCUCAGGGACUAGGGCUGCUUGCCUGUGCUGUUUGCACUCUCCGCACUCUCUUUACCUCCACCAUCCCUUUAAAGGUAAACAGCUCCAAUAGGUGGGCUGGCCCUAAGCGGUAGGUUUUCCAGGGCCCUGUGCUAAGUAACACACAGACUCAUAGAAUCGUAGGACUGGAAGGGACCUCGAGAGGUCAUCUAGUCCA
Mauremys reevesii (Reeves's turtle) is the source of this 4954-nucleotide messenger RNA. RefSeq names its product mucin-5AC-like. Lineage: Eukaryota; Metazoa; Chordata; Testudines; Geoemydidae. The coding region runs from base 237 to 3566 and encodes 1109 amino acids. The transcript is spliced from 9 exons. The record is from RefSeq and is a predicted model, not a curated record.